CGUCGGCAACAACACCUCCGCGCAGCACGUGUUGACGAUUCGAAUCAAGGGCGCGAAGAACCUCGCGGCGGCGGACAAGGACGGGUUCAGCGAUCCGUACGCGGUGCUCGUCAUGGCCGGCGAGGCGUUCUACGCCGAUCGACGGCGGGUCACGGACGUCAAGAGCAACACGUUGAACCCGCGGUGGGACGAGGAGUUCAGCUGGACGAUGAACGUGUCGGACGACACCAGAGUGUGCAUGAUCGGCGUCUUCGACAGCGAUAAGAAGUCGCGGGCGAGGGUGCCGACGCCGGAGGAGGUGGAGGAGAAGAUGCAGCCGGUGAAGCACCUGUUGGAGUACAGCACGCAGCUCGCGACGCGGUACCAGUUCGGCGGGCGGAUCCCGUGGUCGCGGUUCAUUCAGCGGAAAGUCGAUCGCAAGCGCUCGGCGCGGGAGAGGCGCAAGGCGGCGAAGGAGCGCGAGAAGCAGGGUCUGCCGCCGCUCCCGACGCGGCCGGUAAAGCUCGGCGUCGCAGGGAAGCUGAAGAAGGCGCGGACGGAGGACAUCCAGCGCCGCGCCGCGCUCGAGCCGCCGGUGCCGCCGCGCGUGAAGACGGAGGAGCAGCUCGAGAAGGAAGCGAAGAAAAAGGCGAAGGCGGAGAAGAAGAGGGUCAAGGCGGAGAAGAAGGCGAUCAAGCUCGCGAAGAGUCGCAAGAAGCUCCUCCCUCCCGUGCCCAAGGCGAAGUUCGACGGCAGCCGCGUCAUGAGCGAUCUCGAGCUCCUGGUGACCGGGCAGGCGGUGACGAUGGAUAACGACCUCCUCGGCAUUUGUUUCGUGGACUUUUCGAAGAUUUUGCGCCCCGGCGAGUGCGCCACGCGAUGGUUCCCGCUCACCGCGGUGCCGGGCGAGGACGGCGAUUUCGUCGCGUUCGACUCGGACGACUCGGACGACGACUCGGAGCUCGGCGUCGGCAGCCUCGCGGCGCGCCGCGUCAAGGGCGCCGGCCGAAAAGUCGCGGGCGGCGUCCGAAAAGUCAAGUCAGUCGCGGGCGGCGUCCGAUCCGCCGCGGGCGGCGUGUUGGAGCGCGCGCGCACGCGCAAACGCGGCAGGACGCCGGCGGCGCCGCAUUCCCCCUCGCCGACGCGCUCGCCCUCGUCCCCCUCCGGCGCGCUGCUCGACCGCGUGGUCAAGGACGUGGGCGCGAAAUCCCCGGAGCACGGCGGCGGGGUCGCGUCGAUCCUCUUCAACUCGUCGUCGAAAAAUUCGCAGUCGUCGCGGGCGAAGAUUCGCGCGAGAGGCAAAGGCAAGGCGGACGCGUCGGCGGCGUCGGAGGUGGAGCUCGAGCUCUCGUGGGCGGUGUACGACGAGGUGAAGUCCGCGGCGGCGCUGACGAAGAAGCAGCUUCUCAAGUCUCGGACCAUGAUGAACGAGCGCCUUUCGCUAGACGUCCUCGGCACCGGCGUCGGCAUACUGAACGACGACCGCGUGCUCCACGGCGGCGGCGCGUUGCACGUGGAGAUUUUACACGCCACGGAACUCUCCAAGCCCGAGGCCAAGGGGCUCAUGGCCUCGAAGAUGCCGAGCUCGAAGAUGACGCCGUACGUCGCCGUCGACUGCGUCGGGAAGACAGUCAAGACGAGCCUGUCGAGAGGGUUGAACCCGGUGUUCAACGAUCACUUUUACUUCACCGGCGUCACCGUGAACGACGAGCUCACGCUGCGGGUGAAUCAGCCCGGGAAGAGCGCGAAGGGCGCGGGGAAGACUAUGGGCGUCGUCGUGAUACCGCUCAACGGCGUCAUCAAAGCCGGGAGCACGAUGGGAUCGUACGCGCUCACCGGGUGCAAGACGGGCGAGAUCACCGUGGCGAUGAAGUACCGCGCGGAGACGGCGUACGUCGCCGCGACGGAGGUGGCGUUGGCGUUCGAGGAGGAUCACUCGAAGGGGGAGGAGGAGCUCGCGGACGACGCGCGAGAGAGCGGCUCGGAGGAGGAUGAGGAGGAUGAUGAGGAUGAGAUGGCCACCGACGAGGAGGGGACCCCGCGGACGACGCCGCGGCCGGGGAAGCGCGCGUCGCUGAAGGAUCGUCGCGUAGUCAGCAGCUCGGACGACGACGACGACUGACGACGAGCGCGCGCGUCGUAGACUGGCGGCGACGUAGUGCGUCUACGACGAGUGUGUACGUCGUAGACUGGCGGUUACCUAUCAUAUAUUGCUCGUAAUAACAACGCGUGCUGAGUUGU
This is a messenger RNA of Micromonas pusilla CCMP1545, 2220 nucleotides long. RefSeq lists its product as uncharacterized. Gene Ontology annotation, cellular component: endoplasmic reticulum. The record is from RefSeq and is a predicted model, not a curated record. Gene Ontology annotation, molecular function: lipid binding. Bases 113 to 2101 code for a protein of 662 amino acids. The transcript has 3 exons. NCBI's taxonomy places the organism in Eukaryota, Viridiplantae, Chlorophyta, Mamiellophyceae, Mamiellales, Mamiellaceae.